AUGAAGCUGCUGAAGACCUCCCUGCUCACAGUGACCAUCCUCCUUUGCUGCAACAUUGCUCAGCCCACAUUCAACCAGGAUGCGGCUGUAUCCAAACCUGGGUAUUGCCCAGAGUUUCAUCUCUCCUGCCCUUUUGCCCUCAUUUCCAUAUGCAUGCGUGAUAGAGGCUGCAAGGGAGCCAAAAAGUGUUGCUUCUACUACUGUCAGAUGCGCUGUGUGGAUCCGUGGGAGAGUUUGGAUUAG
This is a messenger RNA of Acomys russatus (golden spiny mouse), 243 nucleotides long. RefSeq names its product WAP four-disulfide core domain protein 15B-like. The transcript is spliced from 2 exons. Bases 1 to 243 code for a protein of 80 amino acids. Gene Ontology annotation, molecular function: peptidase inhibitor activity. NCBI's taxonomy places the organism in Eukaryota, Metazoa, Chordata, Mammalia, Rodentia, Muridae. The record is from RefSeq and is a predicted model, not a curated record. Gene Ontology annotation, cellular component: extracellular region.